UUUCUCUUUAUAUUAUAUCUUAUGGUGACAUUUCAAUACUGGACCCCGUCCAGAUCUGAGAUAUGGAACAAGAGUUGAGAAACUUAAGCAAGGUAUGGAUCUCUGCUUUAGUCUCCAUCUGUUAUUGUUAUUUUAUCUCAUGUAGAAUCUCCAAAGGUGUUCUUCGGCUCAUCACCAUUCUUCCAGUCAGUGUUCUGUUUCUUGUUCUUCCUUUGUCCUUCUCUUCUGUGCAUUUUUGCGUUAUUUCAGCUCUUUUUUUAUCAUGGCUCGCAAAUUUCAAGCUUAUGCUCUUUGCUUUUGAUCAAGGACCUUUGUAUCCACUUCCUGCUAAUCUCUACCGUUUCAUCUGCUAUGCUUGUUUCCCCAUCAAAAUCAGACAAAACCCAUCUCCAAGUGGCAUCGCAAAUCGUCUUCGUAAGAACAAACCUAUACCUAAAUUUGUUUUUGCUGUCAAAAUUUUGAUCUUUGGUGUCUUGCUACAUAUCUAUGAAUACAGCGACAGUUUACCUCGUUUUGCUGUUUUGAGUAUAUAUUGUCUCCAUAUAUACCUUGAGUUGGAACUUGUUUUGGUCAUUGUCGGGGCCGUGAUAUCUACUCUUCUUGGCUGUGACAUCGAGCCGGUUUUCAAUGAGCCCUACCUAGCCACCUCUCUACAGGACUUUUGGAGCCGCAGAUGGAACCUCAUGGUUUCAGCUGUCCUACGAUCAACCGUCCACAUUCCGGUUCAGCGUUUUUGCACACGCUUUCUCGGUCCAGACGCAGCUGUGUUAGUAGGUGUCAUGGCCUCGUUCCUUGUCUCGGGUUUGAUGCACGAGUUGAUCUACUUUUACGCAAUCCGUCUGCCUCCAACUUGGGAGGUCACUUGUUUCUUUGUGUUGCACGGUGUAGCCACUACCGUAGAGAUAGCAGUGAAGAGAACAGUGCGGUGGAGUCCACCACAUAGGGCUGUUUCAGGUCUCGGGGUUCUAGUGUUUGUGAGCGUUACUGGCGUUUGGCUCUUCCUCCCUCAACUGCUGAGAAAUAAUGUUCAUGAAAGAGCGAUUAGUGAAUGUUUGUUGGUUAUUGACAUUGCCAAACGCACGUUGUUCAUUUCUUCUUCAUGAUUCUUAUUUUUUUCCUAAUAUAAACUACAAAUACUAAUAGCAAAGGAACCACCCUUUAGAAGUUCUCUUCAUUGUGUGAAAACGUAUUUAGAAGUGUGAGACGUGUUGUUUAGUUCACUCCUUACAAAGUUUAACAUGUUGCUAGCUUGAUUUGAUAAAUGAAUUUGACAAAAUAUAUUGCUGCUUCUUUAUGUUUUAGUUGUAUCAAUUCAAUUGUGUAUUGUGUGCUUGGUUAAAAUGACAGAAACCAUGGACAUUAAUUUAGAUGUUUCAUAUAAAGCGGUAAUAAUACUUAAUUUUCAAGUGAAAGAGAUUUUUACCAUGAGAUAAUAUUGGAUCAAGCGCAACAAACUUGAUAAUAUUUUUUGCGUAAUUUAAGAACCUCAUGUACACGUGAACCUCCAAAGACAAUGAAAGUAACGUAUCAUUGAAUUUGUCUAACAAAGGAAAAGUAACUUUGCCAGAAAUGUGUCUAACAAAGGAAGAUCUACUUUGCAUGUCAAAGUUUAUAUAUUCUUUUGGAGAAAAUGUCAAAGUAUAUCUGUUAUAACAAAACAGACUGCCAAAAUAUCUGACAUAAGUCCAUUUAAAGCUGGUCUUCAAGUUUUCCGUCAUCUAUAUUAUCACAUGCAGAUAUUUCAACCUAUUUGAAGUCGUUGAUUUAAUUAUUUUGAAAACUAACUAUAAAUUUUUAGGAAACGAAAGAUUGUCUUAGAUUUGUUUCUUUUGUUUGAAAAGAAAAAAUUCUUGAUAAUCAUUUGUCCAUGUGUUAUUCCAAAAGCAUUAGUUAGUUGAAUAGUACAAAAUUUGACUUAAAUUUCCAAAACAAAGGAAAAGCAAAGCCUCCGACUUUUAUACUUUACUUCUUCUUUUUUUGCAAAAUAUGUAAUAGUAAAUCCAAAAAUAAAAGCGCAAAUAUGACAAAUGUAAAACUUAUUUACAGUUACGGAUUUUGUCAUUUUUCAUAUUCUUAUGGAUAUUGUUUAUAAAUUGCAUUCUGCACACAAUUAGCAACCCACAGAACUU
This is a messenger RNA of Brassica rapa (field mustard), 2129 nucleotides long. Its product is annotated as probable long-chain-alcohol O-fatty-acyltransferase 1. NCBI's taxonomy places the organism in Eukaryota, Viridiplantae, Streptophyta, Magnoliopsida, Brassicales, Brassicaceae. The record is from RefSeq and is a predicted model, not a curated record. Gene Ontology annotation, biological process: lipid metabolic process.